AUGCUUAAGGGAAUGAGUUGGGGCAGUGCUGAUGUUGAUUGGUGCGAGGAUAACUACUCCAUUUCUCCAUUUGUGGCUGAAUUUUACAACACUGUUAGUAACGCUGUCUUCUUUGUGUUCCCGCCCAUCAUGUGGAUGCUCUGUAAGGAGUACGCCCGUUGCAUCAAUCCCUAUAUAAAACUGAUGUGGGUUUUGCUGAUGGUGGUUGGGGCGUUUUCCGCGUACUUCCACUGCACUUUAAGUCUGGUCGGGCAAUUGCUAGAUGAGGUGGCCAUUUUGUGGGCGUUGUCCCUAGGGGCGGGACUCUGGUUUCCGAGGAGAUACUAUCCCAGGGUACUGAAGGGAGACAGAAAGCUUUUCCGCAGAAUGGUGUUUGCAUUAACGCUUUGCGGGACGAUGCUUGCUUUCAUCAAGCCGUGGUUCAACUCGUUCUUACUUCUAGCCUUCGUCGUUCCGGGAUUCUGGACGGCUAAUCUUGAGCUUAAAAGGUUGAAGAAUCAGCGAGUAGACCAAAUAUUUCGAGCCGAUGCCAUCAUGUGGGGAAUCUCCAUUGCCUGCUGGAUUGCCGAUCGCACCCUGUGCGAUUUCUGGCUCUUUGUGUCUUUCCCCUACCUCCACAGCUUCUGGCAUGUCUUCAGCUUGGUGGCUUGUUACUACUCCGUGGUUCUCUUUGCCUACUUCGACGCUACGAGCGAAUGUGUCGAGCUGGGGCCUGUGCUACGUUACUGGCCCAACGACAGCGUCGCCAAUUUCAAAUUCGGUUUGCCGUACAUUGCUCUAAUGAGCAAUCCUUACGAAGAUGAACACAUGAACAAGGGUUUGUAG
This is a messenger RNA of Acanthaster planci (crown-of-thorns starfish), 825 nucleotides long. Its product is annotated as alkaline ceramidase 2-like. Gene Ontology annotation, cellular component: membrane. The record is from RefSeq and is a predicted model, not a curated record. Gene Ontology annotation, molecular function: N-acylsphingosine amidohydrolase activity. Gene Ontology annotation, biological process: ceramide catabolic process; sphingosine biosynthetic process. Lineage: Eukaryota; Metazoa; Echinodermata; Asteroidea; Valvatida; Acanthasteridae.